Ipomoea triloba (trilobed morning glory) is the source of this 2423-nucleotide messenger RNA. RefSeq names its product acyl-coenzyme A oxidase 2, peroxisomal-like. Gene Ontology annotation, biological process: fatty acid beta-oxidation using acyl-CoA oxidase; lipid homeostasis. NCBI's taxonomy places the organism in Eukaryota, Viridiplantae, Streptophyta, Magnoliopsida, Solanales, Convolvulaceae. The transcript has 7 exons. Gene Ontology annotation, molecular function: FAD binding; acyl-CoA oxidase activity; fatty acid binding. The coding region runs from base 106 to 2208 and encodes 700 amino acids. Gene Ontology annotation, cellular component: peroxisome. The record is from RefSeq and is a predicted model, not a curated record.
ACUAAUCUAAUCUAAUUUGCCGUAAAAUUCACUUCCUUCUUCUCCGAUCGCUUCUCUACUUCUCUCUGUGGAACCAUACAAUCAUUCCAUACACUCUAAUCUGUUAUGGAUCAUCGGAAGAUGACGUCGCGGCGCCUGAAUCGCACGGCGGAGGAUGAAAAUCGGGAGGAGACGCAACUGAUUAACCGCCGCAUCCGACGGCUGUCAAUGCACCUAACUCCGGCGACGUUUCCGGACCACUCCGUCCCCGGCCUGGAGAUGCUGACGUGCGCCGCUAGGGCGAAGGUUCUGACGGUGAAUUCCAAGGAGUUGUCGGUGUACCUGAGGGGGAAGCACAGGGACUUGCAGGAGAAGGUGUAUGAGUACUUCAGUUCCAGGCCGGGCCUGCAAACGCCGCUGGAGAUUCUGAAGGAUGAGCACCGGGAAUUGUGCAUGAGACAGCUCUCUGGUUUGGUCCGGGAGGCCGGGGUAAGGCCGCUCAGGUACGUGGUGGAGGAGCCUAGUAAGUAUUUCGCUAUUGUGGAGGCUGUUGGGGCCGUUGACAUAUCUCUUGCCAUCAAAAUGGGUGUUCAGUACAGUCUCUGGGGAGGCUCUAUUCUCAAUCUGGGAACUAAGAAACAUUGGGACAAAUACUUUGAAGGUAUAGACAAUCUGGAGUAUACAGGUUGCUUUGCAAUGACAGAACUUCAUCAUGGUUCAAAUGUUCAAGGCCUUCAGACUGUUGCCACCUAUGAUCAACUUGAGGAUGAAUUCAUUAUAGACACACCUAAUGAUGGGGCUAUUAAAUGGUGGAUUGGUAAUGCUGCAGUUCAUGGAAAAUUUGCAACAGUUUUUGCGAGAUUGAUUUUACCAAGUAAUGAUUCAAAUGGUGUUUCUGACAUGGGUGUUCAUGCAUUCAUUGUUCCAAUAAGGGAUCAGAAGACACACAAAACUCUUCCAGGAGUCGAAAUACAUGAUUGUGGCCAAAAAAUUGGGUUGAAUGGAGUGGACAAUGGUGCAUUAAGAUUCAGGUCAGUGAGAAUUCCCCGGGAUAAUCUCCUUAAUCGUUUUGGAGAUGUGUCACGGGAUGGUAAAUACACAAGCAGCCUUCCUACAAUCAAUAAAAGAUUUGCUGCCACAUUGGGAGAACUUGUAGGAGGAAGAGUGGGGCUUGCAUAUUCCUCAGUUAGUGUCCUUAAACUGGCAGUCACCAUUGCCACCAGAUAUUCUCUUUUACGCCAACAAUUUGGUCCUCCUAAACAGCCUGAAGUCAGUAUACUAGAUUAUCAGUCUCACCAGCACAAGCUUAUGCCAAUGUUGGCUUCAGCUUAUGCAUUCCACUUUGCAUCUUUACAUCUGAUAGAAAAGUAUUCUGAAAUGAAGAAAUCUCAUGAUGAAGACUUGGUGGCAGAUGUCCAUGCUCUAUCAGCAGGGCUUAAAGCAUAUGUCACUUCAUACACUGCAAAGUCGUUGAACACAUGCAGAGAAUCCUGUGGAGGUCAUGGCUAUGCUGCUGUUAAUCGGUUUGGUGAUUUGAGGAAUGACCAUGACAUAUUUCAAACAUUUGAAGGGGACAACACAGUCCUUCUACAGCAGGUAGCAGGAUUUCUUUUGAAGCAGUAUAGGGAGAAGUUCAAAGGUGGGACACUUGCAGUUACAUGGAACUAUUUAAGACAGUCGAUGAAUUCUUAUCUCUCUCAGCCUAACCCAGUAACUGCUAGGUGGGAAAGUGAAGACCAUUUGCGAGAUCCAAACUUCCAGUUGGAUGCUUUUAGGUAUCGUACAUCACGAUUGCUUCAAGGUGUCUCUGUUCGACUUCAGAAGCACUUGAAGACCCUGGGGGGCUUUGGUGCUUGGAAUAGAUGCUUAAAUCAUCUGUUGACGCUCGCAGAGUCCCACAUUGAGUCCUUCAUCCUUGAAAACUUCAUUGAAGCCAUAAAACGUUGUCCUAAUGCCAACUCUCGUGCUGCCCUGAAACUCGUCUGCGACCUUUAUGCCUUGGAUCGAAUCUGGAAUGACAUAGGAACUUAUCGCAAUGUGGAUUACCUGGCUCCUAACAAAGCUAAGGCAGUUCAAAAGUUGAUGGAAUAUCUGUGUUUCCAAGUUAGGAAUAUCGCAAAGGAGCUCAUAGAUGGCUUUGAUAUACCCGAGUAUGUUAUACGUGCUCCAAUCGCUUUGCAGGAUGCAGAAGAAGCGUACUCACAGUAUGCUCACAAUGCUGGAUUCUAGAUGUCCCAUACAAGGCUAUCACCAUACAUCCUCAGACAGUUUUACAACCCUAAUUUGUGCCGAGUGUCUGGAUGAAAUGAAAACUUUACUUGUAUAGAAAGAUGUGUAUCAUUUAGCAUUAAUAUGAAAUAGUGUUCUGUUCCACAAAUCACAACCAUCCAUUCCUCACUAAGAUCAUAUCCUAUGCAUGAAAAAGCUUCCUGUACUUUGAUUUA